AGACCGAAAGAUGGACAGAAGCGCAAACGGGGACAAAUCAUGGAGCGAAAUCCUUGGAGUAACGGUCGGGACCGGGUCGCAUGUCAAAGGUCAAAGACACACCUGUUUGGGGAAGGAAACGAAACGCGGAGGAUGUUUUUGAAGUUUCCUGUCUUUAUUCUGCUGUUUCAAGGUGGCGUUUCCGCCCCAGACCAGGACUGAUCACGCACAGACGCCGACCGCUGACGUCGAGUCCCAGUGGCUGUGGGGAAAACACCACGGACAGAACAUGGCACCGAGGAUAGACUGGCGAGACCUGCGGAGACUGUGCCACUGGGGCCCCAUGGUGGCUCUCUUCAUCAUCAUCUACUGCUACGUGAUGGGCGUCGGCUGUAUCCUCAUCUGGUGGCCGCCAGUCACAGCCGCAGGAGUUGCUCACCUAAUAGUGUACACAGCCUGGGAGCUGACCAUCCUGUAUAACUUCUUCUAUGCCAUGCUGUUAGGGCCGGGGUUCGUGCCACUUGGGUGGAAACCGGAAAAGGAGGCAGACUGCCAGUUUCUACAGUACUGUAAGCAGUGUAAAGGGUACAAGUCACCUAGAUCCCAUCACUGUAGGAAAUGUAAAAGGUGUGUGAUGAAGAUGGACCACCACUGUCCCUGGAUCAACACCUGCUGUGGCCACCUGAACCACACCCGCUUCAUCCUGUUCCUCCUGUCUGCCCCGCUGGGCUGUCUCCACGCCACCGUGGUGUACGGCUGUACCAUGUACAGGUACCUCUACCUGGGUUCUUCCUAUUACUACCUGGUGGAGGACGAUGAUUUGGAGCCGUUGAUUGACGUGGACCUGUACUUCUUUGCCAUGCUGUUUUUUGCGACGGGACUGUCCAUAGGUGUGACAGUAGCUGUCGGUAUCCUGUUUUCUAUACAGAUGAAGAUAGUACUUACAAACCAGACGGGAAUCGAGACUUGGAUUUUAGACAAGGCCAAAGAUCGUCCCCGUUUGGAAGGAGACAAGUUUGUGUACCCGUAUCAUCUUGGAUGGCGGAGAAACUUCUGGGAGGUGUUUGCCUGGCAGGGGUACCCACGGGGUGAUGGUAUCACCUGGCCCGUUGUGGAGGGGUGUGACCAGUACACGUUAACUGUGGAGCAGCUCUUACAAAAAGAAGACAAAAGAAAUAGAUCAGUGGAGUUUGCAAUAGUAGACAACUACAGUGGCUCGUGGUUCCCCAUUACUAAAGGCAUCCGAGUGUGCUGCUGUAUACCAUGUACAGAGGAGCCCAGGAUCAAGGUCAAGAGAGGGGACGUUGUCAUGGUGACAAGGGCAUACAGGAAGUGGCUAUAUGGGGAAAAGGUCACAAGAAUAAAGGAUGGUCCCCCAGAGAAGGGAUGGUUCCCGCGACCGUGUGCGGAGAAAAUUAUCAACGAGCUCCACUAUCCACAACAGAGCCAGGCAGAUGACUUUGAGCAUGACAAAAAGGAAGACUGAAAAUAUUUUUUCCACACAGAGAAUUUUUUCAACAUCAUUCAGUAAUUUUGUACAUCAGUAUGAUUCCACAGUCAUUGAUCUCAUCCUCUUAAUUUUCUACCAAAUCCAGAGGCAGCUUCCAGGGAUCUGCAGUAGUUAUUGCAGUUUUCAUUGAAGUCCCUUGGGGGCACUCUUUCCCUACAUGCUGUUAGGUGAUGAUAUACAGUAUCCCAAUGAAAGAUACUCAUUUUGUUAGAGGGUAUUGUUUUUGUAGAAAGAUAGUUUUUCAGUACGGUUGGUACUACCAGUUGUACAUUUUGUAGAUGUGUUUUCAUGAAAAUCAUGUUUUUUGUAAUGACAAAGAUAUAUCACCCUUGGGGGAGUACCUGGAAUUUGUGUUUAAUUUGAUAGGUAACACUGGAUAACCAAGGAAUUGAAUUUGUAUGGGCUUAUUGUGCAACAAAUGAGCAAUAUUUUCUAGGAAUCAUGCAUCCUACCAGAGUGUUUUGUCCAAUUUGAUGUGUAAAGUGUCUUGAUCAAUUAGUAUCAAGUCUUCCUGAUUCAGUACUGAAGUAAGUACGAGUACUAUGAGUAUCAGUGCCCCAGAUUUCUGUACACAGUGCUUAAUGUUUGAGUGGUGAUGUUUCAAUUACAGAAAAUGAUCACUGACCAAAGAAAGUGACAUAGUUACAUGAUCCUUCUUGAAAACCAAAGUACCGCCAAACAGGCCUUGUCCUUAACUUCAUAUAACCAACACGUCAGACUAGUUUCAGAGGUGACUAGUCUGCGGUAGACACUGGAGAGAUGUUACUUUUGAUGUGUGACAUGAAAUAGUCAACAGUAAUGUUAAGUUCAGCUUUAAGGCCUCCUUUCUAUUUGAUGGCUAUUGCUGUGACCAAAAUUUGUGUGACCCUAUAAGAUGCAAGAUGUUAAGAUAUGAUUUAGAAGACAACAAAACAGAAAAUGUUAUCCAUGAAAUUCAUUGAGUGAGCCGUCAAAUCUUAGGUUGCUCUAUGGUCAUUUAGCAGCUACAGUCUAUAGUGGAAAGGGAAUGUAAGACAGCAAUCUUUUCCUUGGGUUCAUAGUUUUUGCUGACAAAGUGGGUUUGAUGUUCCCAGUUAAAGACAGCAUGGAGAACUCAGGGAUUGACAAAAUUGUGCAACCAGAAUCCAAUGAGCUUUUCUUCCUGUGUUAUAUUGUAGCUUACUAGUUUACCUAUGCCUGUAAAAUAAUCCUGGCCAUGUAGAUUUGUUGUAAAAGUGUUAGAAUUGCUUCUAUAUAAAAGUUGUCAGGUCCUCAUAUAUGCAAAUGAUUUUGCAAAUAAAUAUCCAAUGAAUAUUGCAAUAGGUCUUAUAUCAAUGUAGAUGGAUUGGUUAGUGUCAUUGGUGUUGUACAGAUGGUUAAAUAUGGUUACGAGAAUUGGUCAAUGGUGUCUUUAUAUAUGAUGUGUUUACAUAGAAGAAGCCUAAUGAUUUGUAUACAUUUCUGUUGGAGAAAGAUCAAAGUGUAAUCUUGGAUGAUUAAAAUCUACCCAAGGAAUGAACCAAGUAGGAUCAUGUUGGGUAAAACAAAAGGGGAAAAAUACCAGGUUAACUAUAAAAUUACUUUGUAAAUAGCUUUAUCGGGUUGGUAAAUGACUUGCAAGUUCUUACAGGUGAUUAGCCAGUUUUGUCACCCGUAUUUCUAUUUUUUGUCAGCUGCCUUCUUAACAUACUUAUGUACUUAUUGCAAGAUUCAUUUCAAGAAUCAUCAGAUCUCAAACAUGACUGAAUUGUUACUGACCAGAAAAAUUUGCACAAAACCUUCCCUUUCUGUCAGGAACACAGACUGUGGCUAGUUACAAAGGUGUGCUCUAUCUUCUGUGUAGAGGGAUUAGCUUACAUACUGUUCCACAUGAUUUUUGAGCUCAGUUUUAGGUUAUCAUGGUUGUGCAUUGUUCAAUUCUAUUCAAAGAAAGUAAAUGUAACAUGCAAUAAAAACAACUGUUUUGAUUUAAACUUUUGAUCCAACACAGAAGUUCUCUCAUCUAGAGCUUUCAACCAGUCACUCUGGUCUUCCUCAGUAGACUGACCCAGUGAAGCUUGUCACGUGUCUUUGAAUUGUGACGUCAACACUGGGUCAAAGGUACGGACCAUCUGGUAGACAAUGUCAGCCCCCAUCACGGUCUAGGUGAGAACUUCUUUGUGUUGAAUCAAAAGUUUUAACUUAAAACAUGUAACUACCAACACAGAUGAACUUUCAUGAUGAUAAAAACAUCUGUUAAGCCUUG
Branchiostoma belcheri (Belcher's lancelet) is the source of this 3713-nucleotide messenger RNA. RefSeq names its product palmitoyltransferase ZDHHC6-like. Gene Ontology annotation, cellular component: Golgi apparatus. Gene Ontology annotation, molecular function: palmitoyltransferase activity. Lineage: Eukaryota; Metazoa; Chordata; Leptocardii; Amphioxiformes; Branchiostomatidae. Gene Ontology annotation, biological process: protein palmitoylation. Bases 269 to 1465 code for a protein of 398 amino acids. The record is from RefSeq and is a predicted model, not a curated record. The transcript is spliced from 12 exons.